UCCUCCUCCUACCCCGCCUGUUUGGCGGCGGCGGAGGCGGCGGUGGUGGCAGCGGUUGUCCCUGCCUCUCCGCCACCUCCACCUCGGCCUGUCCCCUGCCGGCGGCGUUGGCGGGGAGGGGGACAGUAGUUGUAGACGGCUGCCCCUGCCUCAGAGAAGAUACCACACUGAAUGAACAAAGACUGAAUACGUUUUGUAAAAGGCUUGUAAGGAGUAAUGCCAUAGUUUGAAUCACAGUGGGUUUCACGUUAUGAGCUCCUCAGUUGUUACACAGUCUUACUACUUGGGGAAAGUUGAUACUGAAAAACUGAAGCAAUUAAAGGGUGAAUAUGAUCAGAUUUCUCCACCAAGUUCUGAUGAGGAGAAUCCCUGGUUGUCAACCUAAUGAAGCAUUCAGAGAAGAUAUAUGACUCUUUUCAAGAUGAGCUUGAAGAUUAUAUCAAAGUGCAGAAAGCCAGAGGCUUAGAGCCAAAGACUUGUUUCCGAAAGAUGAGAGAGGAUUAUUUGGAAACCUGUGGGUACAAAGAAGAGGUUGAUUGCAGACCCAGGUACAGAAUGUUUGAUCCGAGACUCCCGUAUGAGACCGUCCAGACCUCCCCAAGAUCGCGCAGUAUCUCGCACACAGUGGAAAGGCGGUUACCGCAGUGGCCACCAGCCGGUGACAGCAGGUGGAGCCUGGGCUCCCUGAGCUGCUGUCAAUCCGCCAGGGACUGUUUCUCAGGAACCCCAGUACCCCUGAGCCUUAGUCAGCAGGAGUAUAACUGUCGCUCACACAGUGUAGAAUCUGGAGUUUCCAAGCACCUCUCCUCAGAAAACGGAGCCAGUGCCCACCAAGCUGGUUAUAAACAGACGCAUCGGAAGAGAUCAAGGCGCCCAGAGGAAGGCAGAGGACAACCAGGGGAGGAGCGGCCCAAGCAUAAGAGGAAAAAGGCUUGUGAGGAAGUAGAUUCAGACAAACACAGGAGCAUCCAGAGAAACGAAACAGAGCUGGAAGCUGUCAAACCCAGUUCAGAAAAGCCUAAGAAUCGAAAGGAGAAAAAAAGCCGAGAUGUAGCUUCUAAGAAAGAGGGACGUAAGCGUAGGAAAGAGAAGAAGGAACAAGGCAAAGAAAGGACAGAGGAGGAGAUGCUUUGGGACCAGUCUAUCCUCGGGUUUUGAAGCUUUUGAACUGGUCCUCCCGUGGUUAAACUGAAGAUCGCGGAGGGGCUCGGCUCUGUGUCCGUGUUCCAGCACGCUUCCCGUGUGAGCAGGUGCGCAGGCAGGGUGAGCAGGGAACAUUUAGCACGUUUGCUCUCCAACGUGGAGACGGCUGUUCUUCAUUUUCUAAAAUCAGCGCUACGUUGCCUUUACACAUAACGUAAUUCCCCUUAACGAGAGUGGCUUCGCUUUUGUUCGUCAAAUUGCUGUGAUGGUGGAAGUGUUUUUCUUGGAAGGUCAUUUAUUUGAAAUUGGAGGAUAGGCAGGCUUUGCAGAAUCUAUUUCUACAUUGGGCUUUAGUUUGGGGUGGGGUAUUUUUAUAUUCAUCAGUUUUCCUUAUGAAGCAAUUUAGAUUCUUUUUCCUUUACUAGAGCUAACUUGCAAUAUAUUUUCUAGAUUGGAAAGUGGAAAAUGCAAUAGAGUAUAUAAUAAGCUUAGGUUACAUACAGUUUUGAACAUUUCAGAGUCUUAUACAAAAUCAGUUUAUAUUCUGGAAAUGUUUAUAAUAUAAUAAAGUUAUAGUUUCUACA
Molecule: messenger RNA, 1727 nt
Organism: Camelus dromedarius (Arabian camel)
Lineage: Eukaryota; Metazoa; Chordata; Mammalia; Artiodactyla; Camelidae
Gene: KRCC1
Product: lysine rich coiled-coil 1
Exons: 4
Coding region: 385-1158 (257 amino acids)
Source: RefSeq, a predicted model, not a curated record